AUGGCGGGGGACAAUGGGUUUGAUCCUCUGGCUCUAGCAGAGGACCCUGAGAACUUGAAAUGGUUCGUUCAAGCAGAGCUAGUCAAUGGCCGGUGGGCGAUGCUCGGUGUCGCCGGAAUGCUUUUACCGGAAGUCUUCACCAAGAUUGGAAUCAUUAACGCACCGGAAUGGUAUGACGCCGGGAAAGAGCAAUACUUUGCAUCAUCGUCGACAUUGUUCGUUAUUGAGUUUAUACUUUUCCAUUACGUUGAGAUCAGAAGGUGGCAAGACAUCAAGAACCCGGGAAGUGUGAACCAAGAUCCGAUCUUUAAGCAAUAUAGCUUACCUGCUAAUGAAGUUGGUUAUCCAGGCGGAAUCUUUAACCCGCUUAACUUCGCUCCCACGCUCGAGGCUAAGGAGAAAGAGCUUGCCAACGGGAGGCUGGCGAUGCUGGCGUUUUUAGGGUUUGUGGUUCAACACAACGUAACUGGAAAAGGGCCAUUUGAGAACUUGUUGCAGCACUUGUCUGAUCCAUGGCACAACACUAUCGUCCAAACAUUUAGCGGCCAAAACUCUUAA
Thlaspi arvense is the source of this 558-nucleotide messenger RNA. NCBI's taxonomy places the organism in Eukaryota, Viridiplantae, Streptophyta, Magnoliopsida, Brassicales, Brassicaceae. The record is from the annotation of a GenBank genome assembly.